AUGUCGCAGACGAUCGCUACGUCUAGAAACCGCCAGGUGGGCGUGACGCUGCGGUCGACGGUGCCAAGAACAGUGCUCAAGUUUCUGCAUGAUACAGACGAGAUCUCCCUAUCAGCGUGCAAAUUCGCCACGUCAAUCGACGGGGCUUUCCUGGCAAUUGCUUACGAGUCACAGUAUGUUCUUUGCGCACUGGUCUCGGUUGGCACGGAGGCGUCGAUAUCAGGGCAGGCGGCAGUGUGCGUGGCGGUUGGCUACGAGACCGGGCAUCUGCGAAUUUUCUCGCAGCACGGCCACCUGCUUACCACGCACUGUCUGCAUGGCGCCGCACUGCUUGGCAUCCGUGUGCGCAUGGAGGAGCUCGGCGCCGAGGAAGUCAAUCUGACGUUUGCUGAUGGUCACCUGGUCAGCAUUGACGGGCAGUCGCUGUACCUGGCGCUGCGGCUGUGCGUCGACGCGUCGGCCGAGGAAUGCCCGGGGUUCGCGUACAAGAAGUGGCGGUUCGGCCACGAGCCGCUGGCUGGGCUGGCCAAAGCGCACAGCUCAGUGGAUGCAGUGACCGCGCGGUUCCUGGUGGCGCCGCAGCAGGGCGCGGCCCUUGGGGGUCGGCGGAUAUUCGCCGGGCGCGUGGCUAUGCGUGUCACAGGGGCGGUGCUGGGCCUGGCCAAGUCGUAUCUGUUCCGCGACCCGGCUCCGGCCGAGGCCGCGCAGGGAGCUCUGGUGCCGUGCCUGUUCUGGCUGCACGACCCGCCGCGUCGCGUGCUGGAGAUCGCAGAAGCCCCGGGCAACCAAGUGGCGGCGUGUCGGGACGGACUGGGGCGGAUUAUGCUCAAGGGUGUGCGUGGCAGCCAGUGUGCGUGGAUGGAGAAAUCCGGCCUGGCUGUGUUUGAAGGCAGCACGUAUAGGAGCAUCGGCAGCUCCGCCAUUGGGCUUGGGUGGACUUUGGUGCAGGCGCCAACGCAGCCGCUGGGCGCAUCGCUGGCGGCCGUGCAGCCCAUGCACCCAGCGCAGUGCCUGCUGGUGGGUACCUCGGGCGAUGUGUCGCGCGUAGAUAUUUUUAUUUAA
Messenger RNA from Linderina pennispora, 1062 nucleotides. RefSeq lists its product as uncharacterized. The coding region runs from base 1 to 1062 and encodes 353 amino acids. NCBI's taxonomy places the organism in Eukaryota, Fungi, Kickxellomycota, Kickxellomycetes, Kickxellales, Kickxellaceae. The record is from RefSeq and is a predicted model, not a curated record. The transcript has 7 exons. Gene Ontology annotation, biological process: regulation of GTPase activity.